AUGCCGAUCACUAAUCGCCACCACCACCACGUUCAGCCCUACAACAUCAUCCCCCUCCACUCCCCGCUCUCCGACCAUCCAUCCCUCCGCUUCCCGGAGGUCCGCGCCGCCGCCGCCGCCCUCCACUCCGUCGGGGACCUCCUCCGCCCCCCGAAAUGGCAGCCAGGUAUGGACCUCCUGGACUGGCUUGCCCUCUUCUUCGGGUUCCAAAACGACAACGUUCGCAACCAGCGCGAGCACCUCGUCCUCCACCUCGCCAACUCCCAGAUGCGCCUCUCCCCUCCCCCCGAAACCCUCGACGCCACCGUCCUCCGCUCCUUCCGCACAAAACUCCUCCGCAACUACACCGCCUGGUGCAACCACCUCCCCACCAAACCCUCUGUCUGGCUCUCCAAUAACAAAACCAACUCCUCCGAUGACGACCGCCGCCGCGAACUUCUCUACGUCGCCCUCUACCUCCUCAUUUGGGGCGAGGCCGCCAACCUUCGCUUCCUCCCCGAAUGCAUCGCUUACAUCUUCCAUCACAUGGCCAUCGACCUCAACAAAAUACUACAAGACCAAUAUCAUAACCAACCCUCAUCAAACAACUUCCUAGAGCGUGUUGUGAAACCGAUUUACCAAACCAUACUCUCUGAAGUCGAGACUAGCAGGAACGGAACCGCGCCUCACUGUGAAUGGCGAAACUACGACGACAUAAACGAGUUUUUCUGGAACAAGCGGUGCUUUAAGAAGCUCAAGUGGCCUAUUGAUGUUGGAAGCGACUUUUUUCUUACCAAACGCGUGGGAAAGACUGGGUUUGUGGAACGGCGGUCGUUUUGGAACUUGUUUAGGAGUUUCGAUAGGCUUUGGAUCAUGCUGGUUUUGUUCCUUCAGGUUGGUUUAAUUGUUGCGUGGAAGGAUAGGGCUUAUCCUUGGCAUGCAUUGGAGGAACGUGACGUGCAGGUUCGGGUCUUAACCGUUUUCUUCACGUGGAGUGCUCUCCGGUUUCUGCAGUCUUUGCUUGACAUAGUCAUGCAAUGCAGAUUGGUUUCAGUGGAGACAAUUGGGCUUGGAGUGAGGAUGGUGCUGAAAACCAUCGUAGCCGCGGCGUGGUUCGUUGUGUUUCUUGUGUUUUAUCUGAAGAUAUGGGAGCAGAGAAAUCGUGAUGGGAAGUGGUCUGUUGAAGCAAACAAGCGAUUGAUAACUUUUCUUGAGGUUGCUUUUGUUUUCGUGGUUCCGGAGCUUCUGGCUUUGGUCCUUUUUGUGCUUCCUUGGGUUAGGAAUUUUAUUGAGAACAGUGACUGGAGGGUCUGUUAUAUGGUGUCAUGGUGGUUUCAGACAAAGACUUUCGUCGGUCGUGGAUUGAGAGAAGGUCUUGUGGACAACAUUAGGUACACCUUGUUCUGGGUUGUGGUCUUGGCCUCCAAAUUUUGUUUCAGCUACUUUUUACAGAUUAGGCCAAUGGUUGCUCCAUCAAAGGCAGUUUUGGACCUUAGGGAUGUUAAUUAUCUGUGGCAUGAGUUUUUUCAUAAUGGUAACGGGUUUGCUCUCGGGCUAAUCUGGAUUCCUGUUGUUUUGAUUUAUCUGAUGGAUAUUCAGAUAUGGUAUUCUAUAUAUUCAUCUUUGGUUGGGGCAGGUGUGGGGUUGUUUUCACACUUGGGUGAGAUUCGGAGUAUGCAGCAGUUGAAGUUGAGGUUUCAGUUUUUCGCUAGCGCGGUUCUGUUUAAUCUAAUGCCAGAGGAGCAGUUGUUGAAUGCAAGGAAAACAUUGAGUGGCAAAGUUAAGGAUGGUAUUCAUAGGAUGAAGCUAAGGUACGGGUUUGGUCAGCCAUAUAUGAAGCUUGAGUUUAAUCAAGGUGAGGCUAACAAGUUUUCAUUGAUAUGGAAUGAGAUAAUUAUGUGCUUUAGGGAAGAAGAUAUCAUAUCUGAUCGAGAGGUUGAACUAUUAGAGCUGCCAAAGAACCCUUGGAAUGUGAGGGUUAUUCGAUGGCCAUGUUUUCUUCUAUGUAAUGAGUUGUUGCUGGCUCUAAGUCAGGCCAAAGAGCUAGUUGAUGCUCCUGAUAGGAGGCUAUGGAGGAAGAUCUGCAAGAAUGAGUUUAGGCGAUGUGCUGUCAUUGAAACAUAUGACUGCAUCAAGCACUUGCUUUUUCAGAUUAUCAAACCUGACAGUGAAGAGCAUUCUAUUGUGAUGGUUCUGUUUCAAGAAAUUGAUCACUCUCUCGAGAUUGGGAAGUUCACUAAAGUAUUCAAAACCACUACACUUCCUCAGCUACACAACAAGUUGAUAAAACUCAUUGAGUUAUUGAACAGAGAAAAAGUAAAUUCUAAGCAAUUGGUGUACACCCUUCAGGCCAUUUAUGAGAUUGUUGUCCGAGAUUUUUUCAAGGAGAAAAGGAAUACUGAACAGCUUAGGGAGGACGGUUUGGCUCCACAAAAUCCAUCUUCUUCUGAUGUUCUACUUUUCGAGAAUGCGACUCAGUUGCCCGAGGCUAUCAAUGAGAACUUCUACAGACAGAUUCGGCGCUUGCAUACUAUUCUUACAUCUAGAGAUUCAAUGCAAAACAUCCCAGUUAAUCUAGAAGCCAGAAGAAGGAUUUCUUUCUUCACCAAUUCACUUUUUAUGAACAUGCCCCAUGCCCCCCAAGUUGAGAAAAUGAUGGCUUUCAGUGUUCUAACCCCUUAUUACAGUGAAGAAGUAGUUUACAGUAAAGAACAACUCAGAGUUGGGAAUGAAGAUGGGAUAUCAACCCUGUACUAUUUGCAGACUAUAUAUGAUGAUGAGUGGAAGAAUUUUAUGGAGAGGAUGAAGAGGGAGGGGAUGAACAAUGAGAGGGAUAUAUGGACUGAUAAACUUAGUGAUUUGAGGUCAUGGGCAUCCUAUAGAGGCCAGACACUAUCAAGGACUGUUAGAGGAAUGAUGUACUACUCUAAGGCCCUCAAGCUUUUGGCAUUUCUGGAUUCUGCAUCAGAAAUAGAGACCCAAGAAGGCGCACGCGAACUUGUUCCACUGAAUCAAGAAAACUCAAAUGGUUCUAACUUGGAAAGGUCACCUUCCCCUAUGACUUUAAGCAAAGCAAGCAGUUCAGCAAGUUUGUUAUUCAAAGGGCAUGAAUAUGGCACUGCUUUAAUGAAAUUCACGUAUGUGAUUGCUUGCCAGAUAUAUGGAGCACAGAAGGAAAGAAAGGACCCCCAUGCAGAUGAAAUUUUGUAUCUAAUGAAAAACAAUGAAGCCCUUCGAGUUGCCUAUGUUGAUGAGGUUCCCACUGGUAGAGAUGCGAAAGAGUAUUAUUCUGUUCUCGUUAAGUUUGACCAACAACUGGACAAGGAAGUGGAAAUUUACCGUGUGAAGCUGCCAGGUCCAAUAAAACUAGGAGAAGGAAAGCCAGAGAAUCAAAACCAUGCCAUCAUCUUCACUCGCGGCGAUGCUGUUCAGACCAUUGACAUGAACCAGGACAACUACUUCGAGGAGGCACUUAAAAUGAGGAAUCUCUUGGAAGAAUACAGACACAACUAUGGUCUUAGGAAACCUACUAUUUUGGGAGUGAGGGAAAACAUUUUUACCGGUUCUGUUUCCUCCUUAGCAUGGUUCAUGUCGGCUCAGGAAACAAGUUUUGUCACCUUGGGACAGAGGGUUUUGGCAAACCCUCUCAAAGUUCGAAUGCAUUAUGGCCACCCUGAUGUGUUUGACAGGUUUUGGUUCAUAACUAGAGGUGGCAUCAGCAAAGCCUCAAGAGUGAUCAACAUAAGCGAGGACAUCUUUGCCGGCUUUAACUGCACACUUCGUGGGGGUAAUGUCACACAUCAUGAAUACAUUCAGGUUGGAAAAGGAAGGGAUGUUGGAUUGAACCAAAUAUCAAUGUUUGAAGCAAAGGUUGCAAGUGGAAAUGGGGAGCAAGUACUAAGCAGAGAUGUGUAUAGAUUGGGUCAUAGGCUUGAUUUUUUUCGUAUGUUGUCAUUCUUCUACACUACAGUGGGGUUCUUUUUCAACACCAUGAUGGUGGUUCUUACCGUAUAUUCAUUCUUAUGGGGCAGAUUGUUGCUUGCUCUUAGUGGCAUUGAAGCUGCUAUGGAAAGUAACAGCAACAACAACAAAGCACUUAGUAUAAUCUUGAAUCAGCAGUUCAUGGUUCAAAUUGGACUUUUCACUGCCCUUCCAAUGAUUGUGGAGAAUUCCCUUGAACAAGGGUUCCUUCAAGCCGUUUGGGAUUUCUUGACAAUGCAGCUCCAACUUUCAUCAGUUUUCUACACAUUCUCAAUGGGCACACGCAGCCACUUCUUUGGAAGAACCAUUUUGCAUGGCGGAGCAAAAUACCGAGCCACGGGGCGCGGUUUCGUUGUAGAGCACAAGAGUUUUGCAGAAAACUAUAGACUCUAUGCUCGCAGCCAUUUUGUGAAAGCAAUUGAACUGGGACUAAUACUAACAGUUUAUGCAUCACACAGCACUGUAGCAACUGACACAUUUGUUUACAUAGCCAUGACAUUCUCUAGUUGGUUCUUGGUUGCAUCAUGGAUCAUGGCGCCGUUUGUGUUCAACCCUUCUGGCUUUGACUGGCUGAAAACUGUGUAUGAUUUUGAGGACUUCAUGAACUGGAUUUGGAACCGCCAAAGGGUGUUUGCUAAAGCUGAACAGAGCUGGGAAAAGUGGUGGUACGAAGAGCAAGAUCAUCUUAAGGUAACUGGCUUUUGGGGAAAGCUUUUGGAGAUAAUUUUAGACCUUCGGUUCUUCAUAUUCCAAUAUGGUAUUGUCUAUCAGCUAGGCAUAGCUGCUAGAAGCACCAGCAUUGUUGUUUACUUGCUAUCUUGGGUUUAUGUGUUUGUUGUAUUUGGGAUCUAUGUGGUGGUAGCUUAUGCUCAAAACGAAUAUGAAGCAAAACACCACAUCUAUUACCGGUUGGUCCAAUCCAUGCUCAUAGUCAUUGCCAUACUUGUAAUAGUUGCAUUGCUGAAAUUCACUGAAUUCAAAUUCAUGGACAUUUUCACUAGCUUGGUGGCAUUCAUUCCCACAGGAUGGGGCAUGAUAUUGAUUGCUCAAGUGUUCAGGCCAUGUUUGCAGUGCACCAUAGUUUGGAAUGUUGUUGUUUGCUUGGCUCGUUUAUAUGAUAUAUUAUUUGGGGUCAUUGUUAUGACCCCUGUGGCUCUACUAUCGUGGUUGCCAGGGUUUCAGCCUAUGCAAACAAGGAUUCUGUUCAAUGAAGCAUUCAGUAGGGGACUUCGAAUAUUCCAGAUUGUUACGGGAAAAAAGUCAUUGUGAUUAUUUAAGGGUAUCUUUUUGUUCCAUAUGUUGUAUGGUUGUAAUUGUUUUUGUAUGCCAAUCAUUUACUGAUGGACAAGUUUAACGUGACAAACAUAAACCAUUUUUUUUUCU
Messenger RNA from Glycine soja, 5343 nucleotides. Its product is annotated as callose synthase 12-like. Gene Ontology annotation, biological process: (1->3)-beta-D-glucan biosynthetic process. The record is from RefSeq and is a predicted model, not a curated record. Bases 1 to 5229 code for a protein of 1742 amino acids. Lineage: Eukaryota; Viridiplantae; Streptophyta; Magnoliopsida; Fabales; Fabaceae. Gene Ontology annotation, molecular function: 1,3-beta-D-glucan synthase activity. Gene Ontology annotation, cellular component: 1,3-beta-D-glucan synthase complex; plasma membrane. The transcript has 2 exons.